Messenger RNA from Bactrocera latifrons, 4449 nucleotides. Its product is annotated as mucin-5AC. NCBI's taxonomy places the organism in Eukaryota, Metazoa, Arthropoda, Insecta, Diptera, Tephritidae. The coding region runs from base 948 to 3914 and encodes 988 amino acids. The transcript is spliced from 3 exons. The record is from RefSeq and is a predicted model, not a curated record.
UGAAACGGCUGCUCUAACGGAAAUCCUCUGGUGUUGAAAAUCGAAAAUCGCUUAACAGCACACAUACAUACACUGUUAACGCGAAUUUAARCGCACUAAAACAACUGCGAAGUCUCGUUACAAAUUAAACAGAAAAUAUUUCGGUGAAAAUUAAUAAUAUAAAUAUCAAUAGAACUGCAGCCGCGCAGAAAGACCAUCAAACUACGCAAGCCAAAUAGAAGCGCAAACGCGCACACAACAAAAUAAUCUAAGAGCUCACGCUCAAUCUGAUAAUCAGCGCCUAACAAAAUAGACAUCACCAACGGACAGACAGACGGCCAGUGGCUUSUCCGCGACAYCCCGCAUCCACCGCCAGCACCGGCCGCUACGCAGUACGCCAGAGACAGGCUCUGCCGUGUCGACGGACACUUGUUAGGUGCGUUUGUGCAUAAAAAACAACACAACAAAAGUGAAAUUUUACUCAAUGAAUUGUCAACUAGGCAAAACCACAACAACAACAACARCAGCARCAACGGCAAAAAGUCCACUUAAACAGCGGCAAUAAUUUCACGCAUUUGAGUGCAUCAAAUACAUACAUAUAAAUAAUAUCYAUCCAAGCAUAUAAACAAAUAAGUAAAUUUCAGCAAAAGAAAAAUAAUUUCAAACUGAUAGCGAGAGCCAAAAGGAUCCACCACCAAGCGUGUGCUUGCAUGUUUGUAUGCAUGUAUGGCUGGGUGUGUGUGUGCAUAAGUAAGUGCUUGUCGCUUAAUUGAGUGUGAAAAUACAUGCAUAGAGAAAAACAAGUGCGAAAAAAGUGCAAAGUAAAUAAAGAAAUUUGAAAUUUGUUGGAAAAAAGUCUUUACGAAGUGUAAAAGUGCGAAAUUGCUUUGUAAAACAGGACAAUAAAGCGCCGAUAAGCGAAGGAAAAUUGUUUGGAUAUUUGUAUAGUUUAUGAUCCCCUGACAGCAAUGAUUACCGAUCGCAACAAAUUCAAUUUUGUUACGAUAUGCAUUGGUUUAGGCUUCCUGCUCACCAGCACAAGCGUGGCGUCCGCGCAAGCAACGAGCAAUGCGCAGCAGGAGACAAAUCAACAGCAGCAGCUGCAAACGCCUGAGCAAAACCAGCCGGCUAUCGCAACUAUAACAGUAGUGGACAACAACAAGGAUGAGAAGACUAAUGCGAUUUUAAAUGAGCCAAUAAACGAUGUGGCGCWCGCAUUCAGCCCGCGCUUGGAUUACAGCAACGAAUGGCGACCUGUGGGCCGUGGCGACCCACUGAAGAACGAUCCAACAUUUGAUUACAGCCCGCCAACGCUGGAGCAUGUACGCUACUGGGCGGAGACAACCACAAAGGAUGGUGGCAACAGCAAAGAGGAGAACGACAGCRGCAAGCAGGAUAUAARUAGCGUGCGUUUUGCUGCCCACCCCGGCCAGCAGGACAUUCCAAAGUACGGCAUGCCGAAUGAACACUUACGAGGCAGCAAUGGUGUCAUACCUGCAUCKUCGCAUGCACCACAACAACAUGCACAUAUGAACCAACAUGUUGUUAUGCCACACCAGCAUUACCAUCAAUCUCACCAUCCGGGCGCCGUUAAAAAUGCAAAAGGUGAAAUACCACUAGUACAACCGAAAUACACCUCAGUGCGUCGCAGCUAUUAUGCACAACAACCACCGACACGUCUAAUGCCACCACCCAUACAGUUGAACUCACCGCCAAUYAAUACCUUCAAUGUGCCCAUGAAACCCUCGCAAGUGCAUACAGAGUAUCGGCAUAGCAUGUCGGCGGCGCCACCACCGCAUACGUCYACAAUGUCAAGCAUGGGACCAUCCUCGUCAUCGUUGUCGCCGCUCGCAAURCAACACAUGAAGAUGCAGCAUCAGCCAAGCAUGUCUACAACGGCUUCGUCCUCGUCGUGGAUGUAUCAUGCACCGCCUACCAUGCAUCACCAUCAGCAGCAGCCUCAACAUCAUCAGUAUGCCAUGCCCAGCGGUUCGGCAGCUGCCAUUUCAACAGCGGCACAGUCAUCGCGUAUGCCAGUUUCACACAUUUACGACUCACAUCCGCAGGAUUCCCAUUACUACUUCAGCUACGCACGUCCCAGCGCGAAUAGCAUCACUUCGCAUCCGCCGCAAGAGUCUUACUCAGCCAAUUCGGUACGCCAUAGUCCGAACAGUCUAAAGCAAAGCGGCACUGGACGCAAGCCAUGGUUGCAUGAACUYUUACAAAAGGAGGUCGUAAAAACAUCGGCCAAGCCUAAUUAUUCAACGUCCGCCAAUAAGUAUGCUUACGACACUACGAAGCCCAUUUAUGAGCGCAUGCCAUCCACCAAUGCAAUARGCGGUGGUUUCACACCAAUAACACCGAUUACGCACGUCUCAGCGCCUCCAACUGUGGYUACCACGACGACCACAACAACAACURCACCACGUGUGUCAUCAACAGCAUCMCCAAUUGCUAUCACACCCAGCGUUUUCUAUCCAACUAUUGGCCCUACACUGACGCCACAUACCCCCAGCACCACUACGUAUGUCRUUUACACUACACCAACAACAACGACGACACCGCGCAMUACUACGUCGACGACUUCUUCACGCCUACUGAUACCAACCACCAGCAAYUUGGCGUCUCGACCGACUGUGGCACCAAUGCAAAUGACUACCGACUCCUUAUUCUCACACUACAAACAGCCCGAAGCKCCACUCAGAGGCCCUAUGUACCUAAUUAUUGAAGGUCACUCGAAAGUGAAGAAAUAUGGCAAGAAUGGUAUCAAUUUGAAUCUACCGAAAAUAGUGCCGGUCAUACCUAAACGUGAACCCGUCGUGCGUGUAGCGGAACCGGGAGAGGAAAAGCGUGGCACGCCCGAAACCUUCCAUGUAGAACAUCUGCAUGUGAAGACGUCGUCCACGACGACGACGACAACAACAGCAAAGCCUUCAAMGACACCGAAWUCUGUGACRACAGCCAAGCCUUCGACGACCACAACAGCGAAACCUACGAAGGCUGCGCCAAYCAUGAAAUCCACACCAACUACUUCGAAGCCUGUAGUGACCACAAAACCUAAUACAACCGCUAAUUCCGCUAAAUCAACAACGAAACCAGUGACAUCAACGACAACAACAGCACGACCCACAGCAACCACUGUAUCUUCUAAAGUCAUCAGCACAACAGCCGCARCAGUUACAACAAAAGCAACUACAAAAAGUACUGUUAAGUCUGAAGAUUUCCAGGCAACAUCAACGCCAGCUGUUGCAAAGCUUACACAAAGUGAGCCACUGCUAAAGCUCGAGCUGCCUAAUGAGCCACCAMCUGGCAUGUCGGGAUUACUCAGCCUACUUGACUCCUCGCUAGGCGGACUAUUUGCCGAGCAGCCAUUAGAUUCAAUUGAAAUGCCUGCGUCCCCAAUGCAAGCAAAACAAACGGCAUCCACGAAACUUGCGGUGAUGAACUCACCAAACACUGUUUUGAAGGCAGUCAACACUGCCACUCCCGCGACAAUUGCCGCACAAUCUGCAGUAGUACCUGUCGUACCAGAUGCACGCAUUGGCACUAACGCCGCCGACACCUUCGCUUCGGGGUCGGCAGAGUUUAGCUUCACCACAGAUAUGCCGCCGCGUGAGGUGCGCCAAGUAUUCGAUUAUGAUCAGCGCCCGGAAUCACGUCUUAAGGAUUUCGUAAUUGAACGUUUCGAUGGCGACGCAACAGACGAUGAGGGAGCGUCGUCAGCUUUCUACGAUGAUGAAUUCGAGGAGUAUGAAGAAGAGGACGCAAACAAUAGUGCAAAUGGCGAUCUGCCAAUUAAGCGCAUGGAUCGAUUUGUCGAUGGCGAAGAGGGUGAGUUUGUGGGCGAUUACGAGGAUGUGGAUUUGGAGGAGUUGGGUAUGAGUGAUGUGGCACCAUCGUCAAUACUUGUGCGCACACAAGCGAAAAUGGCGUAGACGUGUACGCCAUACGCCAAGGGCGCUUAAAUACACGCCGCUACAGCUAAUGCGAAAAUGCUGAACUCUUAACCUUUCGAUGAGACCAAGACUACUCGCAUGCAUUCGCGUAACUUUGUAGACGCCGUUGUCGCUGUUCGGCGCAGCAUUUCAGUCAUUCAGACGUACAGUCAAACCAUUUCAAUAUGUAUGUAAUAUGCAAAAAUUCAGUUGCAAUUUGGAAUUUUUACGCUCUACGUACUGGUCUACACCAAAUCUAUUUUUUAAACUUGUAUUUUAGACACAACUUUUUACUAAGCAUCUUCGUUUGCUUUACUCCGAGUAAAUUUUAGUGUAUGUACAUAACACAGCUUUAUUUAUGUAUUUUGUAUUGUAUUUAUUUAUUUGUGGCAAAGACGUACUCACUUACUACGCUUAAGUUUCGUCGCGAUUAUUUUGUGACUCAAUAUUAAUUUAUUUAAAUGUCUGUUUAGAUUUUAAGCUGAUUUAUUUUGUAUUCUAUGCUGUCAUCUUUAAUUUAUAAGGUUUUCAAAAA